ACUAAGCAUUAAGGACAUUGGUACACUCAAUUACCUUUCUUUAGCGAAAUGCAAAAUGCUUCAAACACUCCUAGAGCUUCCAUCCAGUUUGGUUGGGUUAGACGUGUCCUAUUGUUAUUCGCUGCAAAGAAUUGCAAAUCUGAUCCCUUUCACCAUAGCUCGUGAUUGUGAUCAAUUAGUCCACAUCCAAGAUUUGAUUAAGCUAGAAUUAAUCCAAAAGGUUGACUCACACUUGUUGAGAAUAAUGGAAAUGGCAGCGUUCAAAUGCAGACGUGGAGAUUUCAGAUGGAAACUUCAGGGCAACAGAUUCAAUGUUGUCCUUGAAUAUGAUGAAAAUGAGAUGUUGGGGUUUCAUGAGGAGGAAUGGCUAAUUCAGAAGGAGUUUGAAGAGCAUUUGCCAUUCAAAAUAUCCUCACCUGCUACACACCAGAUAUGUGGCUUUAAUCUAUUCACAUGGUUUUCUGCUACGCCAGUAUCCAAUCCGUAUCUUCAUGUUUAUCUUGAAAUCAGAAACAAUACCAAGGGUAGAGUCUGGGUUUUUUACCCCUCGAUUUUUCCGAUAGAAUUUUCAGCUGAAAAAUCUGAUUUGUUAUGGCUUAGCUAUUGGAAAUUUGGGUCCAAUGAUCCUGGGUUUGAUGCCGGUGAUGAAUUCAGUGUUUCAGUGUUUACAGAUAAUCCGGUUGUUCAAAUAAUGAGGGUUGGUGUACUAAUGGUGCAAGAAGAGGAAGGAACUGAUGAUGAUAGCAGCUCAUCGAACACGAGGGAUGAUGUACAUGUAGCAGCUAAAGCAGAAAUAGCUUCUCAUAUUUUUAGAAAAUAUUUUUGCAGUGACCGUUAUGAUUUUGAUAACGAAAUUUCACAAGAGUGUAUAGAUAUUAUGCAAUAUGGUUAUGACGAACCAGAGUCCAAAGAAUCAGAAGAUGCUCUACAAGAGGCACAGAAGCAAGUCCUCAAAGUUAAUAGAAAGAAAGACAACAAAGUAAAGGCCAUCAUUUAUCAAGAGUCCAAAGAAGUGGACAAGUUGACAGUGGAUGAGCUUAUGAGUUCUUUGCAAGCUUAUGAACAAAAGAUUGUAAAAAGAAAUAGAGAUAAAGCAAUUGAGCGUGCCUUACAAGCAAAGUUGUCUCUCAAAAACAGAUACAAAGGAAGAGGUGGUAGAAACACCAUCAGAGGAGGUCAAGGACAACAAGCAUUCACUCUUAGAGGAAGAGGAGGUGGUUACAAUAACCGUGACAAGAAGAAUAUUCAGUGUUAUAAUUACAAUCAAUUGGGGCACUAUAACACUGAAUGUCAAAAGAAAACUCCAUUAGAGGUACGUGAAUAUACCAACUAUGCAGAGGAGGAUGCCAAUAACAGAGGAGCAGCUGUAUUAUUGUUCAACAAGGACUUAACAAGAAUCAAGAGAAUAUUUGGUAUCUUGAUUUUGGAGCCAGCAAUCAUAUGUGUGGCCAACAAGAUUUGUUUGGUGAUCUAG
This is a messenger RNA of Populus euphratica (Euphrates poplar), 1474 nucleotides long. RefSeq lists its product as uncharacterized. Bases 56 to 1474 code for a protein of 472 amino acids. Gene Ontology annotation, molecular function: zinc ion binding; nucleic acid binding. The record is from RefSeq and is a predicted model, not a curated record. Lineage: Eukaryota; Viridiplantae; Streptophyta; Magnoliopsida; Malpighiales; Salicaceae. The transcript has 5 exons.